This is a messenger RNA of Styela clava, 2662 nucleotides long. NCBI's taxonomy places the organism in Eukaryota, Metazoa, Chordata, Ascidiacea, Stolidobranchia, Styelidae. The record is from RefSeq and is a predicted model, not a curated record.
CAGAUCGAAAAAGGUGGGGAUGCAAUUUCCUCGUCAACAAAAAAUAGUUUGGUAUUGUGAAUCAAUCUUUACUGUCUACAACACCCGAACCUUUGAGACCAUAAUAUUGAAAUAGCAAAGUCAGUUAUACCGAAUGAGCAAGCGACUUUAAAAAUAAAAUACUUUUGAGGAUAUGUUUGAAUUUGUACUAAUUCAGUUAUAAAGUAUAGCACUUUAAACUUGAACGCCACAAAAUCAGAUAAAACCAAUAACCAUACUACAACUAAAUUAUACUUCAAAACUAUACUUCAUUCAAUGAAACAACCUGCAGGUAGACGGCUGAUCAAAAAUUUUUACAUUUUACUGGAAUUUUCUCAGAGACUUCUUUAUUGAGUCUUUAAAAGUGAAAUACGAACGAAUGUGGUCGACUUGGUGUAUAUAUAUAAACUCUAAAGUUAAAUUUAUAGACUGCAGUGUGGAAUCGUACCAGGACGUCUAAUACGAGGUUAGCUGGUAUUUAGACUGUUGAAGUUUUCAUGUAAGAGAAAUAUAUUUGAAUAUCACCGACCAAUCACACAAGAGAUCGGACUUGUAAACCAAGACCCCAAUAUGAAUUUACCUUCACAUCCGAUCUCCCGUUUACUGGCUUAUUUAGCGAUAUCAAUACUUUGCCACACCAUUUUCGGAAAAUCUUUGACAUCAACAGACAUGCGCUUGCGCAUGCUCAAAAAACGAGAUUUUCUCUCAACAAAGAAGGAUAUUUUACAGUCAUAUCAUCGACAAAAAAGACAGUUGCCACUACGCAGCAUUCCCGUCACAACUCCAGUAUUGAACGAUAAAGUUCGAAGGAAGAGAUAUACGACUGUCGUUUCAAAAUGGACAAAGUUGAGAAUAACCUAUUCAAUCAACAAUUUCACGACAAAGAUUGGCAAAGACGGGACACAUCAAGCCAUCGACAAUGCAUUUAACGUUUGGGCAAAACAUUCGCCUCUCAAUUUUGUCAAAGUCAAUAAAGACGAUAAUCCAGACAUAGUUAUCCUGUUUGCCAGCGGUUCUCAUGGUGACCGGAACGACUUUGAUGGAAAGGGCGUAACCAAAACACAUGCUUUCUAUCCCGGACCUGGAAUAGGAGGUGAUAUCCAUUUUGACUCUGAAGAACCCUGGACGAUUAACAAAGCUCCAUAUGAAGGUAUUGAUUUAUUCCUGGUUGCAGUUCAUGAAAUCGGACAUGCACUUGGACUGGGACAUUCAAGCGAUAUCAAUGCAAUUAUGGUUCCUGUAUAUCAAUACCAUGAUACAUCUAAUUUUCAACUUCCACAAGAUGAUAUAAAUGGAAUUCAGUUUCUUUAUGGGAAACCCUCGCUUUCGCCGUCGUCAACAGCAAAAGAGUUGGAGAGCGUGAUUACAACCCCGACUUCUAUCAUUACAACAGAAAGAGCGAAAAGAAUUCCAAGCUCCACAAGAAAACUAUCAACACAAUCAGCCCCAUUUCCAUCUGACAUCUGUGACAUCAAGAAAUUCGAUGCAAUCUCUUUUAUAGAAAACGAUUUAUACGUCUUCAGUUCGAAAUAUAUGUGGCGAAAGUCUUUAACCGAACAGAAAGCUAUGGGGCCAGUUUCUAUUGCCAGUUUGUGGCCGGCAGUAAAAUCAGGAGUAUCCGCGGUGUUUGAAAAUCCUUCGGAUCACACAAUCGUCGUCAUAAAAGGAAAAAAAUAUUACGAAUAUGAUGUACUAGCGCCUCGAUUUUCACGACGAUUGAAAAGGAUGGGAGUAUUUGAAAAUGAUAUCGAUGCUGCCAUAUGGUGGUACAGAAUUCAUGACCCAUAUUUAUUCAAAGGCGAUAAAUACUGGAGAUUAGAGAACGAUCGCGUUGCCGCUGGGUAUCCGAAAAAUAUAAGUGUGUGGGAAGGGGUUCCUGCAGAUUUGGAUGCUGCUUUCGUUGGACCCGAAGAAGGCGGGGUAAAUCACACCUAUUUUGUCAAAGGCAACAAGUACUGGAAAUUCCACAACCUAAAGGUCGAAGUAAUAGAUGAAUUUGACAACUUUGCUCAUGAUUGGUUAGGUUGCGGAAACGUCUUGGUACAACCAUCACCACCUUCAACGGAAAUGUCCAUAGCCCUUCCCUCAAUUGCAAUGCACUUUCUUGGCGCGUUGGGAGUGUACUAGAUACACAAGAGAAUAGCCAUACACAAGAGAAGAUGGGGAUGUAAGAACACACUCUUAACAGCUUAACUCUGUUCUAUUGUCUACUUUACUUAUAUCACCAAGAACCAUUCUUUGUGACGUACUAUCCACCCUCCUGUAUAGUAUAUGUCAUUCCCUCCCACAAUUGUUUUAAAACAGUAAAAAAUAUCGAAAGACUUCAAAAUAAAACCAGAAUCUACUCCACUGUACCGAAGAAAAUAAUUCCCAUAACGAUGUUUUAUGCCGAUUUUUAACAGAUAUUGAAAACAUUCUAAGAAAAUUAACACUAACUGAUUAAAUUUACGCUAUAAGCACUAAAAUAUCUUAUAAAUAUCAAAUAUUAAAAAAAAAGGAUAAAAACCAGACUAGAAUCCAUCCCCUGAUCAUAGAGAAUAUUUUCCGAUAACAUUGUUUUAUGUCAAUUUUCAACAGCUAAUAAAAACGGUAAAAGAAUUAUCAUCUACAGCAGGGUGGUCCAAACCCAGGCCCGCGGGCCACA